Pieris rapae (cabbage white) is the source of this 810-nucleotide messenger RNA. RefSeq lists its product as uncharacterized. Bases 19 to 780 code for a protein of 253 amino acids. NCBI's taxonomy places the organism in Eukaryota, Metazoa, Arthropoda, Insecta, Lepidoptera, Pieridae. The record is from RefSeq and is a predicted model, not a curated record. The transcript has a single exon.
UGAAAGUGCAUUAAAAUAAUGAGUUUUGCUAACAAAGUGUUACUAGUAACUGGUGCUGGAUCAGGUAUUGGAGCAGGAACUGCUAUUAAAUUUGCAAAAGAAGGCGCCAACGUGGCAAUCGUUGGCCGAAAUGUAGAUAAGCUAAAGAUAAUUGCAGAAAAAUGCGAGAAAAUUGGACCCAAACCCUUAAUAAUACAAUCAGACGUGAGUCAUGAUGAAUCAGCGUCCAAAAUUAUUAACGAAGUAAUUGCAGCAUUUAAAAGAUUAGAUGUUUUAGUAAACAAUGCUGGUGUAUUGAAAUUUGGAACAAUAAUGAAAGGGAACUUAUUAGAAGCCUACGAUACAUCAAUGGCUGUUAAUGUACGCGCCCCAAUUCAUUUAACAGCAAUAGCCGCGCCACAUCUCGUCAAAACUAAGGGAAACAUCAUUAAUAUAUCUAGUCUGGCGGGCACAGCAGCCCCAGAAAAGCCACCAACCAGUGCCUAUCACAUCUCAAAAGCUGCUCUUAGCCACUUUUCGCGAUGUGCAGCGUUAGAACUCUCUAAACAUGGAGUAAGAGUCAACACUAUAAGUCCUGGCCCAGUUAAAACAGAUCUUAUGGAUAAUGCUGGAAUCGGUCAUGUUAAGUUUGAAGAUAUGGCUAAAACCUUACCCUUGCAAAGAGUGUCUGAAGCGGGGGAAAUUGCUGAUCUUAUUGCAUUUUUGGCGAGUGAUAAGGCCGUAGGUAUUACGGGGACAGAGAUAUUUGUUGAUAACGGUUAUCUUUUAAGACAUGGAUAAUUUUUAAUUAUAAAGAUGUUAUUUUACUUA